AUGGCAGCCUCCACACCCCUCGCCAAUCAGAAGACCUAUACCCUUAACAAUGGUGUUGUAAUUCCCGCUGUCGGUUUCGGAACCUUCGCCAACGAGGGUGCAAAGGGCGAGACGUACCAGGCCGUCACCAAGGCCCUCGAGGUUGGAUACCGCCACCUCGACUGUGCAUGGUUUUACCAGAACGAAGAUGAAGUCGGUGAUGCCGUCCGCGAUUUCCUCAAGGCCAACCCUAGCGUGAAGCGCAGCGAUCUGUUCAUCUGCACGAAAGUCUGGCAACAUCUCCACGAGCCCGAUGAGGUGAAAUGGUCGUUCCAGAGCUCGCUUGACAAGCUCAAGAUGGACUACAUUGACCUCUUCCUCGUCCACUGGCCCAUCGCCGCCGUCAGCGACGACAACCACAUGCCCAAGAUCGGCGAGGACGGCAAAUACAUCAUCAAGAAGGACCUCACCGAAAACCCUGAGCCAACAUGGCGCGCCAUGGAGGAGAUCUACCGCUCUGGCAAGGCCCGCGCGAUCGGUGUUUCAAACUGGACCGUUGCAGGACUGAAGCAGCUCUUCAGCUUCGCAGAGGUCAAGCCCGCCGUUAACCAGAUCGAAAUUCACCCCUUCCUUCCCAAUUCCGAGCUCGUCGACUUCUGCCUUCAGAACCACGUCGUCCCUGCAGCCUACUCUCCUCUUGGAUCUCAAAAUCAGAUCCCCAGCACUGGCGAGAAGGUCCGAACAAACCCAGUCCUCAACAAGGUCGCCGAGCGCAGCGGUUUCGACCUCGCUCAGGUCCUCCUCGCCUGGGGUUUGAGGAGAGGGUACGUGGUGCUGCCUAAGAGCUCCACUCCCAAGCGUAUCGAGAGCAAUUGGCAGAUUCCUGAGCUGAGCCAGGAGGACUUCGAGGCCAUCGAGGAGGUUGCACGAGGACGACACACUCGUUUCGUCAACAUGAAGGACACUUUCGGUUACAAUGUCUGGCCCGAGGAGGAUUAG
Molecule: messenger RNA, 978 nt
Organism: Aaosphaeria arxii CBS 175.79
Lineage: Eukaryota; Fungi; Ascomycota; Dothideomycetes; Pleosporales
Product: Aldo/keto reductase
Exons: 1
Coding region: 1-978 (325 amino acids)
Cellular component (GO): cytosol
Molecular function (GO): aldose reductase (NADPH) activity
Source: RefSeq, a predicted model, not a curated record